Molecule: messenger RNA, 1135 nt
Organism: Tarenaya hassleriana
Lineage: Eukaryota; Viridiplantae; Streptophyta; Magnoliopsida; Brassicales; Cleomaceae
Source: RefSeq, a predicted model, not a curated record
UAUUUUUUCCAUUUCCAGGGGAAAAAACAUUAAGUUAAACAGCUUAAAUGUCUCAGAUUCUGAAAAAUCUCUACUCCAUCUCCACCAUGACGUCAUCUUGUCUUAGCUGUCUCCCUCUUUAAAUCUCUCCAUGCAGCUCUCUACCUCCAUUAGCGAGGAGAAGAAAAACAAAACCCAGAUAUUUUUUUUUUGUUUAGUAAAUGCGUACCAUGGAGAAGAUUUCAUCGUCGGAAUCCAUGGAUAUGGGUCUGCAGCAUCUCGCCAUUGAAAGCGACCAAACCCACGUCAUGACGUCAUCCAUACUGUCGCGGACGUCAUCUUCCUCCUCCGCCGCCGCCGCCGCCAUCGGAGACUACAUCGGAACCGAGAGCUGCUUCGAUGUCCUCUCCGUCGACGACUUAAACGACGCCGUUUUCCCCGAGCCCGUCCGGAAUAUUCCCCCGCCGUGCCGGAGGAAGGAGGAGAAGUCGGAGGCGCGUGAGUUUCCGCCGCCGAUUCCGGGACUGGCUCCGGCGGGUCCGUCGCACAUGCCGUGGGUGCUGACACGUGUCUACACGAGCGAUGGACGGCUGAUACUGCGGGAGGAGAAGGUUCGCCACCAUGAAUACUUCCGAGCUCACAGAUCCAACGGUCGCCUCACUCUCCAGCUCGUCCCCCUCGACGGCGGCGAUGAAAAUGACGUCGUUUGGAACCAUGAUGACGACGACCAUCAUCAUGAUCAUGAAGACGAUAAAACAUCCGAAGAUAUUGUCAUGGAUAAUGGUGAGGGGGAUGGUGAAAAGGAUGAUGUAAUUGUCCAUGAUGAUGAUAAUGUUGAUUCCGUACAUCAGACGGCGGUGGAGAUCGGCGGCGGAGGAUCGCCGGGAGGAAAGUGUUUGAAAUCAUGUUUUCUUGGCAUGCAAGUUGCGAAGAUCAGACCUGUUCUUAGUUAUAUUUAGUUUUUUUUGGUGAAUAAUUUAAAUUUUCUUACCAAAUGCCAAGAAUCUGAAAAUCAUGUUUUCUUCGUUUUAAUUUUUCGGGGUUGUAAUUUUUUUUGACUGAGCAGUAAUCUUUUUGGGUCGGAGAGAAAAGUUUGUGUGAAAUUCGGUCGAAAUGAAUGAGGCAGUGAAUUUUUUUUUGGACAGUUAAAUGUGUA